Exophiala spinifera is the source of this 3150-nucleotide messenger RNA. RefSeq lists its product as uncharacterized. The transcript has a single exon. Gene Ontology annotation, biological process: intracellular protein transport; retrograde transport, endosome to Golgi. Gene Ontology annotation, molecular function: protein binding. The coding region runs from base 1 to 3150 and encodes 1049 amino acids. The record is from RefSeq and is a predicted model, not a curated record. Gene Ontology annotation, cellular component: Golgi membrane; cytosol; Ric1-Rgp1 guanyl-nucleotide exchange factor complex. Lineage: Eukaryota; Fungi; Ascomycota; Eurotiomycetes; Chaetothyriales; Herpotrichiellaceae.
AUGUAUUGGCCAUGUGGUGUGCCUCAAGUCUUCGCACACCAUGGCCCGAUUUCGGUUGCAGCAGAAGACUCCGGGCCAGUCAAAGCGAGUCAUGACAGCGAGAAACCAGAAACUGAUGGCGUCGAUAAAGCCUCUGGUAUUGAGGAUCUCCAAUCAGCACGUAAUGAUCAUCUAUUCACAACGAUUACGCCUACCCGACUUGAUCUGUGGUCAACGCGGCCUGUCGUCCUGCUCGCCUCGUUAUCCAGGUCCCAAAAGUCCCUGCAAACUUACGGAUACAACGUAUCUGUUCUUUUCAAGCCAGACGCGACUAGGAUCGUCAUUAGGACGACAGAGAGCUAUUUAAUCACUUAUGCUGUGGGGGGCGACCAGACUGCUCGCGUGCUACAACAGCAGUACGGCUAUAGCCUGACAAAACGCCAGAACCUCAUGCGGAUUUUCGGCACAGACGACACUGCUGGUGUUCCUGAAGUUCUCCUUCGGUUCAAGCGGGCUAUCAAGAUAGACGCAGGCAUCAACUCUGUCAUCGCGUUGGAUUCGGAGCUAAUCGUGGCUACGGUCAAACCCGCUGCUGUGCAAUGCAUUCGCUGGGAGGCGCAAAAGGAUGGCUCCAAUGCCGUUGCGCAAUUGCUAUCCAAGAUGGAAUGGCUCGAUACGAAGUCCGCAUUAUCGAGCAUGGUCCAUGACCGGGCAAUGAACCUCUCGGUGUGGUUAUCUCAAGAUGGCCAUGCAUGUGCAGUCCAGAGAGUCAAGCCCCAAGUAUCACGAGCACCAUCCUCAGGCGAUUCUACUCCCUCCUCACAGUCAUCCACGACACCAUCGACACGACUGUUUGACGGAUAUUGCUUUCACAAGCCUGAAGAGUCAUCUGCAGCAAGAUAUGCCAGCAUCAACGCCCGCUUCUCCCUCAUCGCAGUGGCAACUGCUGCUGGCGAAGUCAUCUGCUAUGCUGCCAAAGACUAUGUGGGCAACAUUCCCCCAUCGCACACGUUCAAGCCCUCAACAUCCCCAUCGUCUCGUGGGGCUAUAACAUGCUUAACAUGGUCGCCUGAUGGACACUGUUUAUUUGCAGGCUACGAAAAUGGUUGGUCGACAUGGUCCGUCUUUGGUAAAGAGGGAGCCUCGACUUUUCACUCGAAUUUGUCUCACGCCGAGUCGAACGAUGAGGGUUCACUCCUUUCGAUUCAGAGAGCAAAUUGGAUCAGUAGCGGAGCUGAGAUCCUUCUCACAUCGCCGAACGACGAUCGGAUUUGGAAACUUGAAAUGUCUCGCAGUGCGGCUAUGGGUUGCUUCUCGUGCGCCAAUCUUGUCCGCGCACUUCUCCAAACGCCAAAGGAAUUGACAGUCUAUCGAGGUCAUGAACUUCCAGACCUGACGUCUAUCUCAAAUGAAGCGUCCCUGUGGCAUCAUGCUCCAUACCCUCCAGUAUAUCUACACAAUCAGUGGCCCAUCAAAUCGUGUGUCAUCUCGCAAGAUGGCAAAUAUGUCGCUAUUGCUGGCCGUCGGGGCCUUGCUCAUUAUAGCUUGCAGAGCGGGAGAUGGAGGACGUUCUCGGACCUUACAGUCGAAAGCUCAUUCGCAGUCCGCGGGGGCAUGUGCUGGUUCAACCAUAUCCUUGCCGUGGCCACCGAACACUCAGCCGGUUACGAUUUGCGUUUGUAUUCCCGCGAACGUGACCUAGGAAGGAUACCACUCCACACCGAAGCAUUCUCAAUGCCAAUUGUGUUUGUCGGUCCUUCAGGCGAAGACUCGUUGCUUGUGUACACCUACGAAAACAUCCUCUAUCAUUACGUUCUCAACAUUACCGCCCGGGGUGCUCAAGUGGUUCAGGUCGGGCAGAUAGCCUUCCACGGCAUCGUCAGAGCACCAAGCCGAGUACGCUCUGUCAGCUGGGUCCUACCCGAAACCCAGUUGCGCAACGGCGACCCUUCACGCGACGUCGAGUUUGCCUCUGUCCUGUUCCUCGUCGAUGAUAAACUGGUUCUACUGCAGUCGUCACGAAAUGAAAAGGACGAAAUGAAAUACGACAUGCGUGUCGUUGCUCAGCAUGUAGAGUACUACAUUCUCAUGCGCGAUCAGAUCUAUUUCAACUUCACCGGCGCGGACGAAUCUGCGCCUCCGACACCCUCGCCAGACCCAUCAUUGUUCCCCAUGCAGAGUCAACAUCAUUACUCCCUACGAGACUCUCUUUGGAUAUUCAGUGGAGAGGAACUCAGGCUGUGGCCCAGCGUACGUGACCUCCUACAUCAUGCAGCGGAAGGUGACGUCGGCACGUCGGCCCUUUUGUCCAUGUCUGUGGACUUCUAUCCCCUGUCGAUUCUGUUGAACAAGGGGGUUGUACUGGGCAUUGAGUCUGAACUGCUGCAGCGGCGGGAUGUAAACUUUGCGCAAUUCAGGUCCGGAAUACGCACGCAGCUUUUCCUACCGUACAUCCUUCGCCAUUAUUUGUGCGAAGAACACGAUACCGUCUCUGCGUUCGGCCUGGCGAAUCAGUACCAGCACUUGUCAUAUUUUCCGCACGCCCUGGAAAUAUUGUUGUACCACGUGCUUGAUGAUGAGGUCGAUAGGCUGAGGACGGCAAAAUCGGACGGCGACGGCGACGACGACUCGCCAGGGCCUCUUCCCGCGGUUUUGUCGUUCUUGCAACUAGUUCUACCUCCCACUACCUAUCUCUCCACCGUUGUUCAAUGUAUUCGCAAGACAGAGCUGAGUUCGUGGACGACGUUGUUCGCACACCUUCCGCCCCCGCUUGCCCUCUUUGAGCAAGCGCUCGAGCUUGAAGAUUUGAAGACUGCGAGUGGAUUCCUGAUCGUCCUGCAGGGUUUGGAAGAGGACGACGAGGCCGACGGUUACGAUGCUCAGAAGUUUGAGGACAAUGUCAUUCGACUUAUGACGCUGGCGAGGCAAAAGUCGGACUUUGAAUUGUGCUCUGACCUAGCCAGGUUCAUGAUUGGCGUCGAUCCCCGUGGCGAUGCUCUGCGGAGAGUCAUUGCUGAGGUGGGAUUCCCCAGUAGACAAAGCCAUCUGAGCCCGCGCUUGACAAUGCCGCAAGACACAAAGUCAAGCAGCAGCAGCCCACCAGGCAACGGGUCGACGAGGUAUCCAGCAAGUGGGGGAGACUACUUUUCGCCGGCACCUGGAGGCUCUUAG